AAAGGUUUCAAGAACACUUGACUCUCAUUCUGAAAAGAAACGCAAAAGCUGAUGGAUCACUUCGGUUGACGGAUGCGCUUGAUAAUUAGUUUUUUAUUAAAACCGUUAUUUUUUGGUGUGCUGAGCGGUAGUGAAACAAUACCAGUAAAAAUCGGAUAUCUACAAUUGAAGAAACGACACGUAGAAUGGAGUUGACAAAUGUGAAAAUUGAUGGUGAUCUUCCAUCACCCGCGAUUGGUAAUGGACCUGCGGCAAAUGCAAAAGAAAAAACCCAAACGAAAUUAUUGUAUGCGAUUAACGAAAAUCCACCAUGGUAUUUGAGUAUAUUUCUGGCGCUGCAACAUUAUUUGACCAUGAUUGGCGCCAUUGUUUCCAUUCCGUUCAUUUUAACGCCUGCUCUUUGCAUGUCCGAUGAAGAUCCUGAUCGUGGCGUUAUCAUAUCGACGAUGAUAUUUGUAACGGGAAUCGUCACUCUGCUCCAGGCUACAUGGGGUGUUCGGCUUCCGAUAGUACAGGGUGGCACAAUAUCAUUUUUGGUGCCCACGUUGGCUAUCUUAUCGUUGCCCCAAUGGAAAUGCCCCGCGGUGGCGGAAAUCGAGGCUUUGGAUGAAGAUGAACGCAAGGAGUUGUGGCAAAUGCGUAUGCGAGAAUUAUCGGGAGCAAUUGCAGUGUCAGCUUUAGUGCAGGUCGUGUUAGGCUACACUGGUUUGGUUGGAAAAAUUUUACGCUUCGUAACGCCACUUACGAUUGUGCCCACAGUAUCGUUGGUCGGUCUGACGCUAUUUGAACAUGCUGCUGACACAGCAUCAAAACACUGGGGUAUCGCCGUUGGAACGACGGCGAUGCUAACUUUGUUCUCGCAAAUAAUGGCGAACGUUUCGGUGCCAUUCCCAGUUUAUCGAAAAGGUCAAGGUAUAGAAAUACGUAGUUUCCAGCUUUUCAGAAUGUUUCCGGUGCUGCUGACUAUUGCCAUAAUGUGGGGUCUCUGCGGAAUUUUAACAGUAACAAAUGUUUUUGAAGAGGGACAUCCCUCGCGGACCGAUGUACGCCUUAAGGUGUUGACUAAUGCCCAAUGGUUCUACGUGCCAUAUCCUUUUCAGUUCGGGCUGCCGUCGAUUACACUGUCUGGUGUUUUGGGCAUGUUGGCGGGCGUUUUGGCCUGCACAGUCGAGUCAUUGAGUUACUAUCCGACCGUUUCCCAAAUGGCAGGCGCACAGUCUCCUCCACUUCACGCCAUUAAUCGCGGCAUUGGUACUGAAGGUCUUGGAACGGUAUUAGCUGGAAUUUGGGGUGCUGGAAAUGGCACUAAUACCUUUGGUGAAAAUGUGGGAGCCAUUGGAGUAACGAAGGUCGGCUCGCGUCGUGUUAUUCAAUGGGCUGCAUUGAUAAUGUUACUACAAGGUGUCAUUGGUAAAUUUGGCGCCGUGUUUAUAAUGAUACCAGACUCGGUGGUUGGAGGCAUUUUUUGUGUGAUGUUUGGCAUGAUUAUAGCCUUUGGACUUUCCACAUUGCAGUAUGUGGACUUGCGUUCGGCGCGAAACCUCUAUAUACUUGGUUUAUCUAUUUUCUUUCCUAUGGUCUUAUGUAAAUGGAUGCAAGAACACCCGGGGUCUAUUAAUACAGGCAAUGAAACAAUCGAUUCGACACUGUCGGUUUUGUUGGGCACUACAAUUCUGGUGGGUGGCUUGUUGGGUUGCUUCUUGGAUAAUAUCAUACCAGGCACUGACGAAGAGCGCGGUCUUGUUGAGUGGGCUAAUGAAAUGCCACUCGGGGAUGCCAAUAUCAAUGAUGGUACCGCCACGGAUUACGAUUUCCCAUGGGGCAUGGACACUUUAAGAAAAUGGAAAUGGACCUAUUAUAUACCAUUCUUACCAACAUACAAGCUACAAAAAAGAAGUUAAAUGCAAAUAUGAAAAUUAUGUAUCUCAUCUCUUAAUUUAGUAAUUUAAAAAAACGUUGUUUGUACUUAUGUAUGUAUGCAUAAUAUGCAUUGCAUAUAUGUAAACACAAAUACUUAUGCAUGCAUGCAUCUAUUUAUCUAUGCAUUUUAUAUAUGUAAACUAAAAAUGAGAUUCGUUUUGUUUUAAAACUUUCCUUAUGAAUAGUACACAUCUAAAAUA
Molecule: messenger RNA, 2120 nt
Organism: Rhagoletis zephyria (snowberry fruit fly)
Lineage: Eukaryota; Metazoa; Arthropoda; Insecta; Diptera; Tephritidae
Product: solute carrier family 23 member 2
Biological process (GO): transmembrane transport
Cellular component (GO): membrane
Molecular function (GO): transmembrane transporter activity
Source: RefSeq, a predicted model, not a curated record